UCUUUUCUCUUCAUAUAUUUUUUGAAACUGUAAUAUCAUUCUUUACCCAAAUUAAUUGUAAUUGGUACACUUAGUUCUUAAAUAGUUUACCUAUUACGAAAUAGUUUAUUAAAAAUCUCAAAUUUUCAAAUACCGGCGGAAGGCGCCGCCCCCGCUGCACUGCAUCGCUCGGAGUCGGAGGGGUCGGCCGGCAAUGAGUAAUACCGUUUCUCGUGCUGAGUGACGUCGUGCAGCGGCUGCCGGUGAGCGGCUCGCAUCAGUCUGAUACAGCGAAGAGUCUUGACAGGACCCGCCCUUUGUACUGCACCCUCGCACUCGCGCUUACCCCGCACCCUAUUGAUCUGUACUAAUCUCCCCUAUAUUAUUCGGAACUGAAUUUAACAUGGAUAGCGCCGACGCUCUCCUUGGGGACCUCGCAAGCGGUGAUAAGGAGCCAUUCUCUGAAGGCAUAUCGAUUGUGAAUCAAGCCUUAAAACGUGAUCAGGAUUCGACGGACGACUUCGAACAUCUGGACCGCGAGAGCAAGCAGGAGGCAGGUGAGUCACCGGAGCAUCGUCACCGCGCGGCCACCCAGAAUUUCCUCGAUAUGGAACGCGAUGAUCUAUUCCUGGACCCGCCGCGAGCACCUUCUGUUGCCGAUAAGUUCUCUGAGCAGCUUGCAGACAAGUUUACUGAUAGUGAAUCCGAUGCAGACACUACUGGCGAGUCGCCCCUUCACCGCCCGGUGCCGCCUGCAGCGCCUACCGCUCCUACUCCUGAACCAGCACCUGCCGUGAUCAAGGAUCCAACUCCUGUGCUUGCACCGACGCUGGCACCCACGCCGGCACCGGCCCCUGCGCCAGUAGUUAAACCACCAGAACCGGUGGAUAUUCAUUUCGAUGUCAAGCCGCUGUCAAUUGUCAAUACGAAGCAGGAAGUACCCAAGCCUGAGCCGACGCCUCCACCUAAGCAAGAGCCGGCGCCGCAGCCCAAGCCAGCACCCCAACCGAAACCGGCGCAGCCCGAACCCAAACCUGAGCCACCACGAGCGCCCACCGCGCACGUCAUCGAGGCCGAAGUCAUCUUUUGUCAGAUGGGACUUGAUGCCUGGUUCGACCCGCAGAGGCUACAUCCUGAAGUGGAAUCUCUGAUCUACUGGCGAUCGCCAGCGCGGUCGGGCGCGGCGCUGGGCGCUGGUCUAGCGCUGCUGGUGGCUCUAGCAUGCUGCUCCGUGGUGUCGGUGCUGGCGUACGCCUCGCUGCUCGCACUCUCCGCUGCCGUCGCUUUCCGCAUAUACAAGAACGUGCUUCAAGCAGUACAAAAGACCAACGAGGGACAUCCAUUCAAAUGGCUGUUAGAACAGGACAUCAGCGUACCAGCCGAGCGUGCACAGUCCCUCGCCGCCGCAGCCACUGCGCACCUCAAUGCAGCCGCUAGUGAACUGCGCAGGCUAUUCCUAGUGGAAGACCUGGUAGACUCGCUCAAGUUCGGCGUGCUGCUGUGGUGCCUCACGUACGUGGGCGCCUGCUUCAAUGGCAUCACGCUCAUCAUUCUAGGUUGGAUAGCGUUGUUCACGCUGCCUAAGGCAUACGAGAUGAACAAGGCGCAAGUGGACGCCAACCUCGAGCUAGCGCGCGGCAAGAUCAACGAGAUCUCCGCCAAGGUGCGAGCAGCUGUGCCAUUGGGCAGGAAGUCAGAGAGCGAAAAGGACAAGUAAGCGCCAAAGUGCGGGCGAGCGACGCGACAUCGCGGGACGUUGCGACGUGACGUCACGCGACGCUGCGACGUGACGUCACGCGACGCUGCGCCGUGACGUCACACGACGAUGCCACGUGACGCGCGCCGCCGGGCGGCCGCGGGCUGCGAACACGCUGCAGACAAACACAGUUCUUUAAUUAGCGCCGGAGUACUUCACUCACUGUUUGUUAUAUUUAUUAAUUAUUAUUGUACUAUUAAAUAAAGACUACUUUAUGUGUAAAGCUUUAUGAGACGAGUCAUGCGGAGAUUAUUGUAUUACAUUUGCUUUUUGAAAUUUUAAAUUAAAAUAACUGUCGA
Molecule: messenger RNA, 2034 nt
Organism: Achroia grisella
Lineage: Eukaryota; Metazoa; Arthropoda; Insecta; Lepidoptera; Pyralidae
Gene: Rtnl1
Product: reticulon-1-A
Exons: 7
Coding region: 383-1696 (437 amino acids)
Source: RefSeq, a predicted model, not a curated record